GAUGCACUUCUUCUUCGCCGCGAACAACCCGCCGCCCAGCGACAGCCUCGAGCACGUCCAAGACGACCAUGUUACAUUGAGGGUGUGCCUGGACGAUGCACAGACGCACAGCGGGGACGUCUUAAGAGCUUCCUUCGAAUUGGUGGGACCAAAGAAGUAUGCAGGGAAUGUAAAGCUAGACUACGUCGUGCUGUAUCUCUACGGAGUGUACAUCCUCAACCAGGAGGUGCUAACUGCUUGCACCAAUGGCCCACUCGUACAGAAGCAAGAAAAUCUGAACCUGCCUUUCUAUAGAGUGAAUGAAGAAAAAGCUGAACAAAAAUUCUUGCUCUUCUACUCCAACCCAAUAGUGCUCUGUACCGAUGUGAAUUUUGGAUCCCCCAGUGAAACGACUCACUAUCAGCUCAGCUGUAUCCUUCCUCCAUUCCUCCCCCCGACUUAUAAUGGCAAGCUGAUCAGAUUUAAAUAUUGCAUGUACGUUCAGGCAGUUAAAAGACUGUACAGAAAUAGAACCCAAUUUAUAACCAAGCGAUAUGAGCAGCAUAUACCUUUGCGCGUACUCUGUGGUAGAUGUAUCCGUUCGCCCGUGCUGGACUUGGUGUUGCUUCCUAUCAAGCCGAGCAGCUCGCAGGGGGAGGGAGCGACUACUGGGCACAACGGGGGAGACCCGCCUGAGUGCCUCUACCAUGACUUUCGGCACCUGUAUAACCGUAUUGGGAAAACCCCCCUCGAUAGGCUCCUUUGUAUAUACCUCAUCUCAUCGCAGAGAAAGGAGGACUCGUCCCUUUUCCUCCUCAACCACGUUCUGCCCAACUAUAACUACUUUUACUAUAUGCACAUCUUUUUGUAUGUGGCUCAUCACUGGGAUCACUACACGGGGGAGCUUUCCCGGAGGGAAGCCUCCUCUCAUGAGGGGGAGAGCCAUAAUGCAGCUUUGCCGAAAAACAGAAAAGGGCUCCUCAUGGACAAGACCUACACCAUAGUGGAUACCAUCGUGAAGUGCAUGCAGGAGGGGGACAUGUAUAGACGAAUCAACACUCGGAUGAUAAAGUCCCAGUCGUUGUCUCCUCUCCACCUGGCUAGCGAUUCAGCUACCAGGGACGACGGGGUAGUCAUCCCGUCUGUGAAGGAUGACCCAAAUGAACUACCCAACAAAAAUGCAUUACAAAAUAUUUAUCGAAUAAAUUCGGAUGGAAAAAAUAUAUGUCAUGUCACCUUGCUAGAUGGAAUGGACAACCAGGUAACGGACUCCUUCCCAUGUGGUGGUAUCAUCAAUGUGAGACUUUACUUUGGGGAUGCAUCUAUAUGCACAGUGCAUGUAGAUAUACGUUUGAAGAGAGUAGAACGGAUAAAAAUAAACUCCAGAUUUUUAACAGUACAGAGAAACAAACUACAUGAUGAAAAUGAGUUGGCUUCGCUCGCUUGGUA
This is a messenger RNA of Plasmodium cynomolgi strain B, 1428 nucleotides long. RefSeq lists its product as hypothetical. The annotation marks the transcript as partial. NCBI's taxonomy places the organism in Eukaryota, Apicomplexa, Aconoidasida, Haemosporida, Plasmodiidae. The transcript is spliced from 4 exons. The record is from RefSeq and is a predicted model, not a curated record.